AUGACACUCAGCAACUUCUCCGCCAACCUCGAGGGUUUCCUUACCCGGGUCGAAUCAGUCAACAGCGUGCUCAUUGACAUCAGUCGCACCAAGCUCUACAACGAGGCAGUCGCCAUGCUCCACAGCAUCGCCGACGACAUUCAGCAUUCCCGGUUCAGCAACUCUCCAUCGCGUGCCCCCAUUACACCCGCUGAGAUUGGAAUGGCCAACAACAUGGUUUCCACACUUCGGUCCCAGGCCCGUAUCCUCUCAUCGCAUGCCGACGAUGGAUAUGGCGUUACUGCAUCGCUUCAUGGCCUCGUUACUGGAGUCCGAUCAAACCCUACAUUUGGUACUACUGACCCUGAUAUCACCCCUAAUCCGACCCCCGGAAGGACCCCUAUUGACUGA
Penicillium manginii is the source of this 390-nucleotide messenger RNA. RefSeq lists its product as uncharacterized. Bases 1 to 390 code for a protein of 129 amino acids. NCBI's taxonomy places the organism in Eukaryota, Fungi, Ascomycota, Eurotiomycetes, Eurotiales, Aspergillaceae. The transcript has a single exon. The record is from RefSeq and is a predicted model, not a curated record.